Molecule: messenger RNA, 3605 nt
Organism: Manis javanica (Malayan pangolin)
Lineage: Eukaryota; Metazoa; Chordata; Mammalia; Pholidota; Manidae
Gene: IFIT5
Product: interferon induced protein with tetratricopeptide repeats 5
Biological process (GO): defense response to virus
Cellular component (GO): cytosol
Molecular function (GO): RNA binding; protein binding
Source: RefSeq, a predicted model, not a curated record
CCGGGCACCGACCGAGCGCGGCGGGCACCUCCAGGAAGCGCGCACGCUCGGGCGCGCGCGCGCGCCCCUUCGCUCUGCAGCCCGCGGUGCCAGCCCUGGGGAGGAAGCCGGAGGAGCCCGCCCGUUCCCAGGACGCCCGCAGAGCCCUGACACCAUGAGUGAAAUUUCUAAGGACUCCUUGAAGGCCAUUCUGUUGGAAUUAGAAUGUCACUUUACAUGGAAUCUACUUAAGGAAGACAUUGACCUAUUUGAUGUGGAAGAUACAAUUGGGCAACAGCUUGAAUUUCUUACCACAAAAUCCAGACUCACUCUUUAUAACCUGUUGGCCUAUGUGAAACACCUAAAAGGCCAAAAUAAAGAUGCCCUAGAGUGCUUGAAACAGGCAGAAGAAAUAAUCCAGCGAGAACACUCAGACAAAGAGGAAGUACGAAGCCUGGUCACUUGGGGAAACUACGCUUGGGUGUAUUAUCACAUGGACCAGCCUAAAGAAGCUCAAAAGUAUAUAGACCAGGUAGGGAACGUCUGCAAGAAAUCGUCCAGUUCUUGUCAUUACAAGUUGGAGCGUCCUGAGAUUGAUUGUGAGAAAGGGUGGGCACUCCUGAAAUUUGGAGGGAAAUACCACCAAAAGGCUAAAGCGGCUUUCGAGAAGGCUCUGGAAGCAGAACCUGACAACCCAGAAUUUAACAUUGGCUAUGCCAUCACAGUGUAUCGGUUGGAUGAUUCUGACAGAGAAGGGUCUAUAAAGAGCUUUUCUCUGGGUCCUCUGAGAAAAGCUGUUACCCUGAACCCAGAUGACAGCUACAUUAAGGUUUUUCUGGCACUGAAGCUUCAAGAUGUACAUGCAGAAGCCGAAGGGGAAAAGUAUAUUGAAGAAAUCCUGGACCAAAUAUCAUCCCAACCUUAUGUCCUUCGUUAUGCGGCCAAAUUCUACAGGAGAAAAAAUUCCUGGGACAAAGCUCUUGAACUUUUGAAAAAGGCUUUGGAAGGGACACCAACCUCUUCUUUCCUGCAUCACCAAAUGGGACUUUGCUAUAGGGCACAAAUGAUCCAAAUUAAGAAGGCCACGCGCAACAGACCUAAAGGAAAGGAUAAACUGAAAGUUGAUGAGCUGAUUGCGUCUGCUAUAUUUCAUUUCAAAGCAGCUGUGGAACGAGACUCAAUGUUUGCAUUUGCCUACACGGACCUGGCCAACAUGUAUGCUGAGGGAGGCCAGUAUAGCAAUGCUGAAGACAUUUUCCAGAAAGCCCUUCGUCUGGAGAACAUAACUGAUGAUCACAAACAUCAGAUCCAUUACCACUAUGGCCGCUUUCAGGAAUUUCAUCGUAAAUCAGAAAAUACUGCCAUCUACCAUUAUUUAGAAGCUUUAAAGGUCAAAGAUCGGUCAUCCCUACGCAUCAAAUUGACAAGUGCUCUGAAGAAAUUGGCUCUCAAGAGACUUGGUCACAAUGCUUCAGACGUGCAGAGUUUAAGUGCCCUAGGGUUUGUUUACAAGCUGGAGGGAGAAAAGAGGCAAGCUGCUGAGUACUAUGAGAGGGCCCAAAAGAUAGAUCCAGAAAACGCAGAAUUCCUUACUGCUCUCUGUGAGCUUCGACUUUCCAUUUAAGUACAUACACUCUAGGAAAUUAGUUCUAAGCUUUCCUCUCCAUUUUGGGUUCUUACGGUUUUGUUUAUUGUUUUUUAAUCCAUUAUUGUAGAUCCAAUUUUUAUUGAAUGGUUAUGGUAUACUAGGUGUCAUGCUAAAACUUCAUAUACAUUAUGAUGGACCUUUUGCUGGUUCUUUUUUCUUUUUUUAUUAAAAUAAUCUGUUGAAAAACAGGACCUUUCCAACUGUUGUAACUUUUAAAAAUGGUAUGGCCACUAUGAAUUUAUAUCCUUUUAUCUCUGCUAUUUAUAAUUUUCUGAUUAAAUUUUGUCAAAUUUCCCAUAUUACUCACUCAUGUAAUGAGUAUGAUCCUAUAUAAUCCUUUGACACCCAAGUCAGGAACACUCCUUCAGGAGUGCAAAAUUGUAUUAGUUAAGUUCUUAACUAUGUAGCUUGCGAAAGAUGGAACUUCCCAGUUAGAGAUGUUCUGACUUAUGUAUUUAACCAUCAACCUGUCACCUAAAGAAUCCUCUUUGUUUAAAGAAAAAAGUUCAUAGAAGUUUGUCAUCUCUGAUGACUUCAAUAAAAGGAGAAAAAACUUGAACAUGAGAAAAAGAUUUCCUCAAACACAGAACUCUGGGGACCAUGAAAAAUCAGAAGUAUUAUCUCCCAAGAUGUUUAGUAGCUACGAAUAAUUAUGAGAAAAAAAAACAUAAUGGAAAAUUAUUAGUCUGAAGUUUCUCUGUUUCUUUUAACUAGAAGAAUAAGCCUGAAUCUAGAUGGAAUUAGUUUUAUUCCUUCCAAUUAAAACUACAGUAUUUUUAGGCUAAAGUCAUUGGGAUAGAAAGCAUACCAGUGGAGACAUUGGGAGAAAUUAUAAACAAGUGAGUAAAAUAGCUGUCCUUUACCUGUACCCCUAGAUUGCUAAGAUUUCAGUGAUUUAGUUUUGGGUCUGGACUAAGUUUUCAUACCCCUAAUAUUUUCCCUUUGGCUAACUGUUCUAGUACUCCAAAUUACUACUGUGAUGCCUUUUGUCUGAAAUUUUCAGAUUGACAGAUCUUUCUGUAGAUUCUCCAGGGAUAGUUAAGCAUUGCUUUCAGUUAUAACAUCCACCAUAAGUGGUCACUACUUAUGGGCUGUUCAUCCAGGGGACUUUUAAAAUUGGGAUGUUGCUAAAAGUGGCUUCUCUGGUGGUGUUUCUUUGAUUAUUGACUAGUUACAUUUACCACCGCAGUAUUAGUGGAAAAGUGUGCCGUGUGAUUUAAUUCUCCAUACCUCCGUGUAGCUCUUAAAACUACUUUGUGUGUGUGUGUUUACUUUUUGUUACUAUUUUUAUGUUUUAAAUUUCUAUUAAGGUUUUGAAUGAAAAUAAUGAAUUCUUAUAUAAUUUCAAACAAUACAGAGGCAUAUGAAUUAAAAGUAAGAGCUCUCCCUCAUCCUACCCCAAUUCCACACCCCCCAGGUAAACUGCUAACAGCUUGAUACAUAUCCUUCCAGAUAUUUUUUCUGUGCAUAUUCAAGCAUACAUCCAAUACUGCAAUGUAGCUCACAAAUUAAAUUUUUUUAUAAUGUUUAGUAUACUUAAGUCCUUGCUGUUUUGUUUAUUUUGCUUAUUUCACUUAUUCAAAAAGGAAGAGUAUUUUUCCUUUUUGAAAUACUCAAGUAUUUCAGAAAUUCAAGACUGAAAUCCUGACCUAUCAGUAGAAGCAUUUGUUACAUUUUGUAGCAAAUAUUUUAUUUUGUAGCAAGUCAUUUUCCCCCCAUUUGGAAUAAUGCUGUAAUUAAGUGUAUAUUCCCAAGUAGGAACUUCACAGGCAAAAAAGUAUAAGUUAUGAUAGCAAAACAAAGAUACAAUUAUAAGCCUCUGUGUAUACUAGACUUUAAGGUUUAUUAAAUGACCUUAAAAUUCACUAGCUAUCAAAACAUUAAAGUAUAUAAGAAGUUAUAAUAUACUGAGAAAGUAUGAUAUCAGCAUGUGAAAAAUACAACUCUAUAAAAUAAAUAUGUUCAUAACAACCUUUAA